Neopsephotus bourkii (Bourke's parrot) is the source of this 4287-nucleotide messenger RNA. RefSeq names its product monocarboxylate transporter 2-like. The record is from RefSeq and is a predicted model, not a curated record. The coding region runs from base 397 to 1839 and encodes 480 amino acids. Gene Ontology annotation, molecular function: monocarboxylic acid transmembrane transporter activity. The transcript is spliced from 6 exons. NCBI's taxonomy places the organism in Eukaryota, Metazoa, Chordata, Aves, Psittaciformes, Psittacidae. Gene Ontology annotation, biological process: monocarboxylic acid transport; transmembrane transport. Gene Ontology annotation, cellular component: membrane.
CAGCCCGGGAGGCGUCUCCUCCGCAGCCCCCGCCCCCCCGCGCCGGUGCUGAAGCGCCUCGGCCGCUCCCCAGCAGCACCCCCGGGACAGCGGCGUCCCGUCGGCCCCGCCGCAGCACCAGGGCCUUCUUCCUUGCCGCCCGGCCCGGGCUGUCCCGCUGCUGCUCCGCUGCCGAGGACACCUCAUGGGAAAUAAAUAAAUUAAUUACCCCACUCAGCCCCGCGGCAGGGAGACGAGCCGGCGGCGGCCGCGGGAUUAGAGCCAGCCCGAGCUAGAGACCAGCUACCUGAAACAGUGAAGAAGUUGAAACUGUUUUUCCUUGUCUGCCAAUAUUCGAUGAAGAACACUUUAUUUUCUUCUCUCUUGGCCUAAUUGGAGAAGAGACAUAGAUCAAAUAUGCCACCAGCAACAGCAGCACCAGAGUACCCACCUCCAGAUGGAGGUUGGGGAUGGGUUGUGGUCUUUGGUGCUUUUAUCUCCAUUGGAUUUUCCUAUGCAUUCCCUAAAGCCAUCACAGUAUUCUUCAAAGAAAUACAAGAAAUCUUCCACACAUCAUAUAGUGAGAUAGCCUGGAUAUCAUCGAUAAUGUUGGCUGUCAUGUAUGCAGGAGGUCCCAUAAGCAGCAUUUUGGUGAAUAAGUAUGGUAGCCGGCCUGUGAUGAUAGCAGGUGGAAUCCUGUGUUCAUUUGGAAUGAUUGCUUCCUCUUUCUGCAAUAGCGUCCUGGAACUUUAUCUAUGUAUUGGUGUUGUUGGAGGUCUGGGUUUAGCAUUCAACUUACAGCCUGCCUUGACCAUGAUUGGCAAGUAUUUCUAUAAGAAGCGUCCCAUUGCUAAUGGAUUGGCCAUGGCUGGAAGUCCAGUGUUUCUGAGCACAUUGGCACCUCUCAAUCAAUUCCUCUUUAAUGCAUUUGGCUGGAAAGGAAGCUUUCUCAUUCUGGGAGGACUUCUUUUGAACUGCUGUGUAGCAGGGUCUCUUAUGAGACCUGUUGGACCGAAAACAGUCCAUCCUGUGAAAAAAGAUGUUGAAAAAGGCACAGGAGAUUCUACCUUGCACAAAAACAACAAGAAGUCUUUUUGGCAAACUAUGAAUAAAUACCUAGAUCUGUCCCUCUUCAAACACAGAGGGUUUCUGAUCUAUUUGUCAGGAAAUGUCAUUAUGUUUAUUGGCUUCUUCGCUCCAAUAGUAUUCUUGGCUCCUUAUGCAAAGCACAAGGGAAUUGAUGAAUAUUCUGCUGCUUUUUUACUAUCUAUCUUAGCCUUUGUAGACAUGUUUGCUAGGCCUUCAAUGGGACUAGUAGCAAACUCCAAGUUUAUCCGGCCAAAGAUUCAGUACUUUUUUAGUUUUGCUGUCUUGUACAAUGGCAUCUGUCAUGUCUUGUGCCCUCUAGCAACAAAUUAUACUGGCUUGGUGAUAUAUGCUGUAUUUUUUGGGUUUGCAUUUGGAAUGGUUAGCAGCGUUCUUUUUGAGACACUGAUGGACCUCGUUGGGGCUGCCAGAUUUUCCAGUGCGGUUGGACUUGUCACCAUAGUGGAAUGUUGCCCUGUGCUCAUAGGCCCUCCUUUAGGAGGUUGGUUAGUGGAUGUUACUGGUGAAUAUCAGUACAUGUAUUUUGUCUGCGGAGUGAUUGUGAUUGUGGCCAGUAUCUGGUUAUUCAUUGGCAAUACCAUUAACUACAGGCUUUUGGCAAAAGAAAAGAAGUUAGAAGAUGAGAAGCAGAAAGCACAGAAGAAUGCUGACCCAAAGGAAGCAGAACCACUAACAAACAAUGAGAGUGAUGAUGCUGCCAGGAUUGCUGAUAAAGCUCUUGAAGAUCCUUCAGAGAGAGAAACCAAUAUUUAACCUGCAAUAUAGCUCAGAAGGCAACAUUUCUGAGUUCCAUUAGAAGUAUGUCUUCAAGACACAGACCAGGUUUUGUAGUAAAAAUGAUCAGUCACUAUAUUGGAUGGGAACAGAUUUUUGCCCCAUUGGCAAGACUCUAAGUUAAAUUACUAUCUACAGUUUAUUUAUUUCAGUAAUACAAAAUUGAGAUUACAGAGGUAGUGACUCCAUCCAAGUAAGUCCAUGACACUAUGACUCUCGACAAUCAGGAGUCAGGUAAACCAGACUAUAUAGUCUUCCAAUAACAAACGGUUCUGUUUCAGAAGUAUAUGUAAUGCAAAAGUGUCUCCUGCUCUUGUUUGUGAAGAUACUUUGUGUUCAUCUUUUAAGUAUUGUUAAAUUCUGUUGAAAUAAUAUGCCCAAACUGUACCUGCCACUGCUAUUAAAAAGAAUACAAGAUCUGUUUCAAAAGAGACAGAGUACCCGAGCGAAGCACACUGAAACUUUUUUGUAUGCCCACUAGAUCAAAAAGAUACAACAUGUCUGUAUAACCAAUUAUAAGAGGGAUGUAAAAGUUAAGUCUGGAAGACAAACAGUUGGUGGGCACCAUCUCUAAAAUACAAUAAACAGCUGAGUUACAGUAUAUUCUAGAAGUUGUUUCCUCCUGUGAUAGCUGACUACAUUGUACUUCAACAUGGACAUUUGAACACAAAGUACAUUCACACCCCAGUAAUUCAAACUAGAGCUAAAAUUUGCCUGUAUAUAGAAGGAUUUAGACCCAAUAUGUACAUUGCUAGCAAAAGUGCCAAUUUGUUUGAUUAUGUAUUCCUAUAUGGCUGAAGGAUCUGGAUUGGAUUGUGAAGCAUUCUUCCUAAAGGGACUAGAUUCAGAACCUAUUGAUGUUAAAAGGAUACUUACCUUUGGCUUUUGUGGCCUGAAUCGGUUUCAUGGCACUGACUUCAAAGUAGAUGCUUGGGUUUGCUGGCAACUCAUUCGUUGCUUGAUAGUUUACUGAGAGAAGAUUAAAAGUCUAACUUUACGUCUUUGCAGACAAGUAACUUCAUACCACUUCUCACCUCCCUUUCCCAUGUACUUAGUAAAAAACUACUCUUUUGUAAUGAAAGUUCAACAAAAUGCUGCAAGAGACAUUGAUGGAAGUUUUGAAUUGCUGUAUCAUUCUUGUGCAGGAUAUUUGCUCUUGUGUCCAAAAUUACUCAUGUCAAUUAAAAUCUUUACAGUUUUUCUUCUUCCUUCAGGCAAAAGAAAGUAUAAGUGUACAAUUUUACAUAAAUCAUUUAGCAUUGCACUUGAAGGCUAAAAGUGCAAGCUUUUGGAAGUAUUAAGUGAAAAUAUUUCUGUUCUAUUUGUAGGUGAGGAAAGGUGCUAUUCCUUUUGGAGAGAUGCAUAUAAAUGCCUCAGAAGUUGUGAAAAUUAAGGGUCUGAUUCAUAAAACAUUUAUGCACUGUUUAUGCAAGAUACACAUACACUCAAUUCUGGGAAAAGAAUAUGAUUCAUUUUAUCAUUCUUUUAAAUCUCAAAAUGUUGCAAAUACAUUUUACUGACAGCUAGCUGUGUUAAGCACACUUUGACGCACCAAUAGCAAAAGAAAAAAAAUACCAGUAAAAUCGAGCAGAUUUGGGAGUGCUUUUAAGAAAGCCAUUUUUUUAAUAGCAGUGUUCAGUAGUAUUAUUUUCAGGCUUCUAAAAAUUUUGGUAGUGCUGGCUUCUGUUUUGCUGGGUUAUCAUCUUACAUAUUACGAAGUUCCACAGUAAUGCUGAACUUUUUCAUUAUCUCAGCAAUGUUUUGGGAAAGAAGCAUCACGAAUCUACACACAGCAUGGUACAGAAAGUAAUACCUACUUUUUACCUAUUUAUAUGCAGGAAAAACAAAUAUCAUCUACAAGACCUGUAAUUUUAUGGGUUCAUCAGCAAGGAACUAUGUGCAUUUUGGAGUUUUGGGAGAAAAUAUGCAUUACAUUCUCAGAUUUGAACAGCAAACUGGCUAAAGGAGAAAGACUUAGUCCCAGUAAAAUUACAGUUCCUUUUACAGGCCCCAGCCUCACAGAAGAAAUAAAUAUAUUGAACCUCCAUGGGAGCCAUAGCCCUGCCAGCACCCUAUGUGUUAAAAGCAUUGCGCUGUUCUUGGUUAUACAAACAUGCAGGGUGAAUUCCAGUAUCUGUCAAGGUCCUACAGGCCCAGAGCCAGAAAUCGAUGGGGAGUUUUAGAGACAAUAAGCUUUCAUUUAUUGAGGAAUAUAAGUUAUAAAUACCGGAUUGUGAAAAAUGAACUGGAAUUUUAGCCAAAGAGUAGUCAUCAGGAGCAUCACUGCUCUUGACAGCAAGUGGUAGAAAGGCAGAGUUUAUCUGAAAAGAAAUGAAUGUAGAGGCUGAACCAAAAUGUCUGAGGCAAAAUUCUAGGUGCUUAUUAUCUCUUUGCAAAAAAACAGUAUGAUUAAGAAUAAAGGGUAGA